UUCGUAAAUAAAGGCACUAUUUUGAUUAUAAUUAGUUGUUUCCUGUUUAAAUUUCAACCUUGUUCCUCCAUAUUCUUCCAUUAAUUUGAACGGACGAGUGUCCGCGCAGUUUUUAUUACGAAGGUUCAUACCGGAAGUCCUUACGUUUGUUCAUGCUAGCUUGACAGAAGACUGGAAAACGACCAGAUGGAAUUCUGCACUGGCUUCUUAACAGAUUCCACACAUUGUAAAUUGUAUCGCACACAUAUUUAGCUGACUUUCCUUCAAACAACCAGCCCUGGCGUGACAACCAAAGCCUAUCUGGGAGGCUCGGCUGCGCUGUGAACCGGGACAGAAGCGGUCAAGACAUUUGGAUACCCUUCCAAACAUCUUCCCACUGUCCCAAGGCGAGUGUGUGUCCAUCAUGCCUCUGUUUGGUAAAUCCCACAAGAGUCCGGCGGACAUUGUCAGGACCCUGAAGGAAAACCUGGCCAUCCUGGUCAAACAGGAUAAAAAGACAGAUAAGGCGUCUGAGGAGGUGUCAAAGUGUUUGGUGUCCAUGAAGGAGAUUCUGUACGGUAGCAACGAUAAGGAGCCUCACACCGAGACGGUGGCCCAGCUGGCCCAGGAGCUGUACAACAGUGGCCUGCUGAUGUCCCUGGUAGAAAACCUGCAGGUCAUAGACUUUGAGGUAAGGAGAGAAGGGUGUAAUCAUGAUAUUAGUCCACAAGUUCUCAGUCGUCUCCUGGACUGCAACAUAAAGCAGUGCCCAACACCACAGUAUGAGAAACAUCCCCAUAACAUCUUUAUACUGCUGAAAGGGUACGAGACACCCCAGGUAGCUUUGAAUUGUGGGAUCAUGCUGAGGGAGUGCAUCCGCCACGAGCCGCUCGCCAAGAUAGUUCUUCAUUCGGAUCAUUUCCAAAAUUUCUUUAAGUACGUGGAGAUGUCCACCUUCGACAUCGCCUCUGACGCCUUCGCCACCUUCAAGGAUCUGCUGACAAGACACAAAGUGCUUGUGGCUGAAUACCUCGAACAGAACUAUGACGCUGUGUUUGCGGACUACGAGAAGCUGCUGCACUCUGAGAACUACGUCACCAAGAGGCAGUCUCUGAAGCUCCUGGGCGAGCUGUUAUUGGACAGACAUAACUUCACGGUGAUGACGCGCUACAUCAGCAAGCCUGAGAAUCUCAAGCUGAUGAUGAAUCUGCUACGAGACAAGAGCCCCAACAUCCAGUUUGAGGCCUUCCAUGUCUUCAAGGUUUUUGUAGCGAACCCCAACAAGACGCAGCCCAUCAUCGACAUCCUGCUCAAGAACCAGACCAAGCUGAUCGAGUUCUUGAGCAACUUCCAGAAGGAUCGCACCGAUGACGAGCAGUUCAACGACGAGAAGACCUAUCUAAUCAAACAGAUCCGGGAUCUGAAGAAACCGCCGUCCUAGAGAAGCAUCCCUCCUCUGCCCUUUACCCCAACUUUUUAUCAAUAGGAAGACAUACAGUAGAAAAAAACACACAGUAACACUAACGGUUACCCUAUUUCAAUCUUCAAGACGUUAUUUGUCUUUUUUCUCUUUGUUGGUUCAUUUGAAACUUGUGCAAAGUUUCUUUUGCCAUUUUUUUCCCAUGACACCUUGUUUUUCUUUCAUCUGUAGCAUGUAGUGCCACGACUCAUGGUGUUGGAGGCGGCAGAUUUGCUGUUGGGAGAACCAGCUGACAUGACUUUUUUUUUUUUUUUUUUUUUUUUAAUGCUAUUACAGUCACCAGUUGCAGAUGCUCUGUUAGGCUCUGCACUCAAGUUGAUUUUUUUUUUUUAUCUAAAUGAAGUAGCUGCAAAACAAAACUUAUAAUGAAGAAUGAAUGCUUUUGUUUUUUAACAGGGCCGAUGUGUCUGGUCGUCGUCGCUAAAAGCUUUGUUAGCCAAAUUGCACCGGUAAUUCUCAGCUGCCUUCUGCUUGCCAAACGUCUCUUUCCUAUUGCAACUGCCAAAGUCAAUGAUGGAUCACGUGUUGUCCCCCUAAAACUAUAAAGCAUCAUCAGACUCAAAUACUAACGGAUUUGUAGCAUUGCCAAGUCAACUAGGAAAAAAAAGUUAAGCAAGUUCUCUGAAAUUGAGAACCCGCUACAGAUGAAUGAAGGCUGGUUUGUCUCUCACAUGAUAAUAGCAUUCACCAAGAUUUGGCACUUAGUAAUACUAAGAGAGAAAAGAGAGAGAAGAAUUGUAGGAAUAUUUUAAGUCUUUAAAAUGAAGGGCCUUCUUAAUUAAACAUUGAGCUGCUAUCGGUACAGUAAGCUUCAAACAUUUGGAUCAGUGGUUCUCUUUGCCGGUGGCUGAUAGCACUUUCUGUAUGAUAGGAUUCAUUUUGGUGUUAUACUUAAGCUGAUCACUGUUUUCCCUAUUGCUUGAGGGUCAUUUUUUUAAAUAUGUGUGUGAGUGUGUGUGUCUGUCUAUAUAUAUAUAAUAUAUAUAUAUAUAUAUAUAUAUAUAUAUAUAAUAUAUUAAAUAUUAUAUUAUAUAUUAUAGUUUCUUGUCAUGUACAGUUUAGGGUUAGUACACCUGAUGGGAGUGCCAUUGUGAGUGAAAACAUUGAACAUUAACAGGAGGUGUGGAGGAGAGCAGCUGUAAAUAUGGCUGUUUGGGUGUCACUCCUCUUUCUUUCUGUGUUGUAUGUAACAAGGGUUUUGCUCUGAUUUGGAUCUUAUGUUAGAAACAGGGGAGAAGAUUCAGAGGUGCUUUUACGGUCUGGUGUGUUGUCCCCGGUUUGUUGUAUUUUCAGUAUCUUUCCAGGGGGACCUUAAUUAUUAUGUUAAUGAAAAUAUGCUCUGGAUAGAACAUAUUUGUUGUGAUUAAGCAGUGAACCUCUUAGUUCACUCUUUUUGAGUUAUGCUGUCAAAGAAACUAGUUUUGCAGCUGAUUGGUUGUCAUUGUGUACAGACCAGGGUCCCAGCUUCACUUUGAGUUUCAAUCUGCGAAUUACAAACUGCGUCGGCUACAAAGUCACCGGGAGACUUGUCGCAGCGUGAGGCCAAAACUGUAACUGUGAAAAAUACCAUAGAAUGUGUAAAAUCAAUGAGGUUAAAACACUACUUUUAAAGAACUAUUGCUUUUAAACUUAAAAUAGCUUUGCAAAAAUUGUUUAAAUUUUCUAAAAAAUUACAUUGGCACUUAUGAACUUUUGAAAUUUCUGAAUUUCUUUCCCAAUCGAUUUUGAUUUGAUGUGCAUCUAUUAGGUUACUUUAAGCUCCCACGGAUGUUGUGAUGAAUGACAAUAACAAACCUCCUAACUUAGGACACUUUAAACACAUUUAGAAAUAUUUAAAGAGUACUGUCUACCUGCCACAGUGAAUCCUAACAGUAAGAGGCAGUAGUAGAGUGCAGCUGGGUGACGGUAACAGUCCUAAACCUGUAAAUUGUCAUUCCAUUCUUUUCAUCUGAAGUAGAAGAAUAAAAACAAUAGUUCUCCAUGAUUUGUCUUCUGGGCUAAA
Messenger RNA from Etheostoma spectabile (orangethroat darter), 3461 nucleotides. RefSeq names its product calcium binding protein 39-like (gene cab39l). The record is from RefSeq and is a predicted model, not a curated record. Gene Ontology annotation, biological process: intracellular signal transduction. The transcript is spliced from 10 exons. The coding region runs from base 404 to 1420 and encodes 338 amino acids. NCBI's taxonomy places the organism in Eukaryota, Metazoa, Chordata, Actinopteri, Perciformes, Percidae. Gene Ontology annotation, molecular function: protein serine/threonine kinase activator activity.